Messenger RNA from Blumeria graminis f. sp. triticale, 543 nucleotides. The record is from the annotation of a GenBank genome assembly. NCBI's taxonomy places the organism in Eukaryota, Fungi, Ascomycota, Leotiomycetes, Helotiales, Erysiphaceae.
AUGCGAUAUUUAUUCGGAGCUAUAAUAUCCGCAAUAUUUUUCACUUGUGUUGUCGCACGAGCAACACCUACAUCCACGUCACCUGGCAAGUUUAAAGAGGAUGCCGUGGUGAGCGCUGAAGAUGCUGUCUUGAGUCCGUUCAAGUACGAAGGUGUCUUUUGUGGGACCACUAAUAAAUACUUACAACAUGAAAUCCGCGAGACAACCCGCGAAGCUUGCACGCAUCUUAGACUCCAGGUGUCGAGGCCGAGAUUUUUUUUGGGCUUCUUCAGCGAGCCUCCAUUACAGAAAUUCACAGAUAAGAAAUUGUUUGCACGCAUGACGAUGCGGCCUCUCUUUCGGUUUCCCAUGCGAUCAAAGAUGAUGCGGACUAGUAUUCGACCUAGUUUCCUUUCACCAUCGCGAAAUGAUUGGGUCAUUCUCGAUCAUCAGUGCAGAUUCAUGGGCGUUGUACAUAGGACUCAGCCCAAAGUAUUUACCCGCUGUCGCUCAUAUAGUCAUGUCGAUGCCAUUCCGCCCGGUGUUCAGUACGUCAUGUUGUAG